Messenger RNA from Peromyscus maniculatus bairdii (prairie deer mouse), 3136 nucleotides. Lineage: Eukaryota; Metazoa; Chordata; Mammalia; Rodentia; Cricetidae. The record is from RefSeq and is a predicted model, not a curated record.
GACCCCCCCGCCGCGCGUUUGUCUUCUCUCCGGAGCAGCGGCCGCUCACGCCCGAGUUCUCCGGUCCUCCUCGCUUGUCCCCAGCCCCGUGUGUCCUGGGAUCCCAUGGAGCCCGAGCAGAGCGCGUCCCCGGGGGACGGCGCUGCUGAGGUGCUGCUGAGCGAGCUGGAGCGGCAGGUGCAGGAUGUGGUGCGGGCGAGCUCCUGGUGGGAGCGCCGCGGUGUGGACUGCGCUGUCCUCGCUGUCAGCUUGCUCGCCUUGCCGGCGGGGUUCCUGUGCCUACGCUUCCAUAGUGUCCUGGCCUUUACUACUGGCAUCACCAUCUUGGGCAUCUGCCAUUACACACUCACAGUCAAGGGCAGCCACCUGGCCACUCACGGUGCCCUCACAGAGUCCAAACGCUGGAACAAGAUCUUGAUGAUUUUCUUUGUGGAGGUCUGCACAGCCUUUCCUGCAGAGUUUGGUAAGUUCAGCCACGUCAACAUGCACCAUGGUUACACCAACGUGGUGGGCCUGGGAGACUCGAGCACAUGGAAGAUGCCGUGCCUCAACCGCUACGUCUACAUGCUCCUUGCACCGCUCUUGAUCCCCGUCUUAACUCCACUGGUAGCUCUUGCUGGGAGCCACGAGUCAAGACUGUCCGAGGCAGCCAAGCUGGGUGGAAAGAACCCCGGAUCUGAUCCAGAACAUUUGAGGAAGGAAGAGCUGAGGGUGGCACUUCGGACACUGGGCUUCAUGUCCCUGGGCCUUUAUUCUCAGUACUGGCUGCUCCUGAAUGUGUCCGGCUUCAAGAGCCCCAGUUCAGCACUGGCUUGCAUGCUGCUUGCCAGAUCCCUGCUGGCCCACCCCUAUCUCCAUGUCAACAUCUUCCAGCACAUCGGAUUGCCUAUGUUCUCCCCGGACAAGAAGCCCCGACGGAUUUACAUGAUGAGCCUGGGGGUGCUGAACCUGCCACGGCAGCCACUGCUGGACUGGGCAUUCGGCCACUCGCUCAUCAGCUGCCAUGUGGAGCAUCACCUCUUCCCGUGGCUCUCUGACCACAUGUGCCUGAAGGUGAAGCCCUUGGUAUCCAAGUUUCUUCAUGACAAGCAGCUGCCCUAUAAUGAGGACUCCUAUCUGGCUCGCUUCCAGCUGUUCCUCAGUCACUAUGAGGAGUUCAUGGUGCAUGCCCCUUCCAUCACCGAGCUGGUGGGGCUGCAGUGAAGGCUGGCUCCCCGCCCUGGCCCAGUCCUGGCCCUCCUGCACUGCUGGCCCCGGUGGAUCUGGAAUACGGUGCUCUCAGGAAGAUGGUGAAGCAGAGCAGAUUGUGCCUGAUGUCCCAGGGGUCUCCUGCUCUGGGGCUUCUCGGGGAGUUGAGUGGGGGUGGGGUGCUGGGAGAAGGACUGAAAGCAAUGCAGAGGCUGCGCUUCCUGAUCCACCUCGGCCUCGGCCGACUCCAUCUCAGGAUCCCUUUCUCUGCUGCAUCUGAGCCAGGGUAGGGCUAAGGGGGCUGGUGACAGGUGAGGUGGGAUCCUAUGCUCGGGUGGAGGGGAUACAAAGAGAAGGGCCAGCCUCCUCAGCCCAGACCUCCCUGGUGCCUAAGAGCCAUUUACUUCCCAAGCUGCUGCUUCCUCCCAUACCUUCUGAGGUUCUAGUCCCCCGCGGCCAACAGGAUGAGGUCAUUUUUUGGCAGCCCCCCCCCCCAGCUCUUCAAUCAAAGGAUCCUGUGCCAGACCACGCUCAGCAGCCCCAGGACCCACAGUGUCAGUGAGAUAAAAGUGGGUGUAUUUCCAGGGAGGUGCUCCAGAGGGGAACAAAUGCCUCAGGCAUGAAAUUGGAGAAACCCCCCCCCAGCUUUGAGCAUGACCUUGGCUAGCUCUAGACAAGUCUGCUUUGUUCCGUGUUUAGAAGGAUCCAACCUGGGUGAAUUACUGGGAGGCAGCUGAGGAUGGAGACAGUGAACUGGAGCUGGGCCAGGAGGACCGGGAGGGAUGGACAAAGCAGGGCGGGUGGGGUGAGACAGGAGAGUUGAGGACAAGGGCUAGGCCUGGCUGUGGGAGGGCGGUUUGCAACUUGGGUGGGAGCCAAUGUUGCCAAACCUAGGAAGAAGCCACGCUGGGGACACCACCAAGAUCCAGCCCAACAGGCAACUGAGAUGGAGCUGCCUCAGCCAGAGGAUGGAGCAGAGGGUUCCCGGAAGGACCCGGUGGAGACAGGAGGAGGGACUGCAAGGUUGACCGGCACCGGGAGGCCAGGGCGGUUAGUUCAUAGCCUGGCUUCUCACCUUAGCCCUCCGGACAUUUGGCUGAUUCACACACUCAGGCUGUGCCGAGCACUGUGCGCACCCUUGGCUUCUGCUGACUGGAUGUUAGGAACCCAAAUCAUGACAAUCAAAAUUGUCUCCUGAUACAGCCAUAUGUCUCCUGAGUGGCAAAAACUGCCCUUGAUUGAGAACACACAAGUCAUCCUUCUGAGUGCAAACUGCUUUUUCAGUUAAAUCACUGGGUGGAAGGGUGGACUUCCCUGACAAUGGGAGGCUGAAUGCUAGCAAAAGGGAACCAAUAGGAUGGACAGAGAGCUGGGAGGCCCAGCCUGUUGGAGCCCAUCUUGGGUCUGGUGUGGCCUAGGCAGAGGUAGCUGUUGCCAGCCUGGACAGCCCUUUCCUACUGUCUUCACCUGGCCCUCCUCUAGUGGCGACCAUGGCUUCCUCCAGGACCCUUUCCUCCAGCUGUGGCUCUUCCCAGCCUCUCCUCUGGGCUCCUUCUGGGCAGGGCCUGGCCUGGCAGUGGCUACUAGCUGCUGCCGGCCCCUAGGUGCUUCUCUGCCUCUGUAUCUCUGCUCAGAGGUCCUUCUUCACAAGCCCUUCACUCUUCCUUUUGAGUCUGUGCCCUCUGUUCCCUGCUGGGAGGCUCCCGGACAGUAGUUUUGGCUCCAAGCCACCCUCUUGGGUUGGGGUGGGCUUGGCAGCCGCCACCACCUCCUGCUUUGCUGUAUGUCAUCGCUGGUCAUUUGAAAUGCAUUAGCAGUUCAGAAGGGGCCUUAGGGCCUGAGAGUGUAAUUCAUCAAACUGCAAAUUCUCCCUAUGAAAAAUGCAAUGUCAGAAAAGGGUCCUGGCAGCAUACCCAAAGCUAAUGAUUAAAACUAUCCAAACACACGA